Molecule: messenger RNA, 770 nt
Organism: Pyrus x bretschneideri (Chinese white pear)
Lineage: Eukaryota; Viridiplantae; Streptophyta; Magnoliopsida; Rosales; Rosaceae
Product: 60S ribosomal protein L23a-like
Exons: 4
Coding region: 126-587 (153 amino acids)
Biological process (GO): translation; ribosomal large subunit assembly
Cellular component (GO): ribosome; cytosolic large ribosomal subunit
Molecular function (GO): structural constituent of ribosome; rRNA binding
Source: RefSeq, a predicted model, not a curated record
UUCGAGUACUCUCUAUAUAACCCCUGCCUCCUCCUCCACCGUAAACCCUACUGGUUCAGCUUCACGCCGGCAGGGUUUCCAGGUGGUGAUUUGGGAAUAUAACCAGAGCUUCUUCGUCGGCAUCAAUGGCUCCACCUAAAGCUAAUGUUUCAAAAAAGGCUGACCCAAAGUCACAAGCCGUGAAGGCUGCAAGGGCUUUGAAAUCUGGCCCUGCUGUUAAAAAAGUUAAGAAGAUCAGAACCUCAGUUACAUUUCACCGGCCUAGGACAUUGAAAAAGGAGAGGAACCCUAAGUACCCUCGUAUUAGUGCUACACCGAGGAACAAGCUUGAUCAUUAUCAAAUAUUGAAAUAUCCUCUUACCACUGAGUCUGCAAUGAAGAAGAUUGAAGAUAACAACACUUUGGUCUUUAUUGUUGACAUACGUGCUGACAAGAAGAAAAUCAAGGAUGCAGUCAAGAAGAUGUACGACAUUCAGACCAAGAAAGUGAAUACCCUGAUCAGGCCCGAUGGUACCAAAAAGGCUUAUGUUAGGCUAACCCCUGACUACGAUGCUUUGGAUGUUGCAAACAAAAUCGGUAUCAUCUAAGUUCAUGGCAAAGCCUUGCAAAGAGGGGAGUUCUGUGAGUUUGCGGUGGCUCUGUUUUAGUUUUGAAGUUGCAACACCUUGUAGGCGUGAAAGGUUAAUCUAUUUUGGAACAUUAUUUAUGUUUUCAUAUGCGACGACGUUUUUACAUAUUAAGGAAUGGUUAAUAACUAAAUGUGUUAUGAA